This is a messenger RNA of Ichthyophthirius multifiliis, 2009 nucleotides long. RefSeq lists its product as hypothetical. The transcript has a single exon. NCBI's taxonomy places the organism in Eukaryota, Ciliophora, Oligohymenophorea, Hymenostomatida. The record is from RefSeq and is a predicted model, not a curated record.
AAUAGAAUUUAUAAAUAAAAACAAGAACUUUAUAAAAAGAUAUUAAUUUAAAUUUUAAAAUAAAAAACAUUUUAAAAAUAAACAAUUCUCUCAAUUUUCACAAAAAUUAAAAUAAAGGAAUAUCAUUAUAUUUCUAAGGUUUGCAAAAUAACUAAAAAAUAAGCCUAGAUACAAUAAUAUUUAACCUUGAUUAAUAAAUAUCCUUUUUUAACUAAGUUUAAUUCCAAAACAUAAAUAUAGUUGGAACUUUAAUAUCUUUCAACCAAAUUAUAAGCGGAGUUUUAAUCCAAGCCUCUCUAUUCCCAGUUAUUUUAUUAAAUAAUAGCAACAUUAUAAUCGAAAAUAUAAAACUUCCAAUAAAAAAAACUUAUCUAUAAUGCCAAACAUCAUAUGAAAAUAUAAACCUAAAGAACGCGUUUGUUUAAUAAGACUAUUUAUCAAACUAUAUAUCAUCCACUUGCUCGAAAAUUCAAUCUAUAAUAGACUUCGAUCAAAAAAUAUCAUAACCUGGAUAAGAGUAAGCCCAAAAGCAAUGUCCUGAAAAUUCUAUACAAACCCAAAAUUCCUCAAAUGAACUAUUUUGUAAAUGCUUUGAAAAUUACCAAGAAGAAUAUGAUACUAAAACUGGUGAAAUAAUAAAUUGCAAAGAAACACCUUCAAUACUAGCAUGUGACCCUUCCUGUGAAAAAUGUAUAGAAAACAGCAAUAUAUGCAUAGAUUGCCCUCCUUCCCAUAUACUAUCUCGUGAUCGAAUAACCUGUAUUAAAAAUACUUCUUGUCAUCCCAGUUGUCAUUGUGAUUUAGUAGAUGAUGGAUGUUCAAGUUGUAAUAUAUGUACUAGGUGUAGAUAACCGUAAAUGGCUUCUAUUGUAGAAAAAGAUUACUGUUAAUGUAAUACUCCUGAUUUUACUUGAAAAAAGGAAUCAACUAAUGGGAAUGUGAGGAAAAACAGAAAGCUAAAAAAGCCCAUAUUUGUGAAUGGUAGUUAUAUAAUUAAAUUAUAAAUGUUGUUUUGUUGUCAAAAUGUGAAUUUUUGAAUGAAAAUGGAAGAAAAUAUGUAAAAGAUUAAAUCAUAUUUAAUUGGGAAAGGACAAUUGGAAAUUUUGAUUAAAACCAGUGUAGAGAAUAUUUAAAUGUAAACUUUUUUUAUUCGAAAAAUUGUAAAGACGGAUAUGCACCUUUAGAUAAUUAAAAAUAUAUAGAAAAUUCGGAUCCAAAUAUUAUAAAAAUCCCACUUAUUGAGGUUUAUGAUUUAUCUUCUUCUACAAUUAUUGAGGAAAGAACGAUUUAUUAAAAAAUUUGCUUCCAAAUUGAAUUUUAGAGUUUUGGAAAAAUUAUUCGAGAACAUUAAUUUUAAAUGAGAAUUUACACAAAUAGGGACCAAGUAGAAACUUUUCAUUUAGAUAUUUCUAAAUAAAUAACAUAAGGGUGUGAUUAAGGACAAUAAUGUAUUAUUAUUGCUAACUUAGACACUAGAGGUUAUAUUUGUUUAGAUUCUAAAUGCGAAUAAUUCUUAGAAUAAAACAUGACUUAAUAAAAAAAUUAUGUAGUCGGUUAGAAUUUUUUUGCCAGAAUUUAAUUUGCUGAUAAUACAUAUAAAAAAUACUUAUAAGUUACUAAUGUUAAAUUUAUUGAUGAUAGAGGAAUAUAUAAUUAUGCUAUAAAUACAUAAUUUUGGAUUCUAAGAUAAAAUUUUGGCAGUGUUGAUAUUAAUGUUUUAUUGUUUUAACCUUAAGUUAAUGCUUCAAUUGUCGUUGAACUUAAAAUAAGUUUGGAUUUGUAAAAAAUGAAUAUUAGGAAUUUAAAAGAUCAAGAUUAAAAUGUUUAAUAAGUUUUUACUUAAAUUAAUGUUUUAGAAAAUUAAAAAUUAAAUGAAAGUAAAAAUGUGCUUUUAGAAUUAAAAAAUUUUGGUAUUUUUUUGAUUUUUAAAGUUUUGAUUUUUGGAGUUUUAAUUGUUUUAUGAAAAUGAUAAGUUUUCUAAUUUUAAUUAAAAUAGAUUAUAUAAAGUU